Molecule: messenger RNA, 417 nt
Organism: Etheostoma cragini (Arkansas darter)
Lineage: Eukaryota; Metazoa; Chordata; Actinopteri; Perciformes; Percidae
Gene: arl11
Product: ADP-ribosylation factor-like 11
Exons: 3
Coding region: 34-417 (127 amino acids)
Biological process (GO): intracellular protein transport; vesicle-mediated transport
Cellular component (GO): cytoplasm
Molecular function (GO): GTPase activity; GTP binding
Source: RefSeq, a predicted model, not a curated record
GUGUGUGCGUGCGUGCGUGUUCAGGUCAUCCUGAUGGGUUUGGACUCGGCUGGAAAGACAACUCUGUUGUCCCGACUGCUGACAGGACAGUUGAUGGAAACGUCGCCGACCAUUGGGUUCAACGUCGGAACUCUAAAUCUGGACAAGAAGACGUCUUUGACUGUUUGGGACGUCGGAGGACAGAAGAGCAUGAGAGACAACUGGAGGUACUACCUGGACAACUGCAAGGCUAUGGUGUUCGUGGUGGACAGCAGCGACCCGGCCCGGCUGCCCGAGGCCCAGAAAGUUCUGAAGAAAGUUCUGAGUGAGAAGAAUCUGGAAGGAGUUCCUCUGAUGGUUCUGGCCAACAAGAAGGACCUGCCCAACGCCAUGACCAUCCGAGAGGUACGGAGACGAGAGCUCAGAGACCAUAGAUGA